AUGGCCAAAAUCAGCUCGCCCAUAAGCUCGCCCACGCUGGCCGCGACGACGGCGCAGUUCCGCAACCGCGUGCCCAUGCAGUUCCGACGCGGCAUUCCGCUCUACGCGGGCCUACUCGCCCUCAUCUUCCUCUUCUACAAUCUCGGCCUCUUCCACAACGGCUCGAGCCCGCCGCCCCAUCUGCGCACCUACAAGCGGCCGCCGCCCUCGCCCGGCUACGUGCCGCCCAAGGCCCGCAACGAGUUCCCCAAGAAGAUAUGGCAGACUUGGAAGGUCAACCCGCUGCGCUUCGAGGAGCGCGACCUCAACACGGCCCGCUCGUGGGUCAGCAAGAACCCCGACUACCGCUACGAGGUGCUCACCGACGGCAACGACCUGAACUACGUCGAGUUCCACUACGGGCCCGAGGGCUUCAACCGCCCCGACAUUGUUGACUUUUACCGCAGCGUCAGCGCCCCCAUCGUCAAGGCCGACCUGCUGCGCUACCUCAUCAUGUACGCCGAGGGCGGCCUGUACGCCGACAUCGAUGUCGAGGCCCUCAGGCCGCUGUCGAGGUUCAUCCCGGACCGCUACAACCACAACGACAUCGACAUGGUGAUCGGCAUCGAGAUUGACGAGCCCGACUGGCGCGACCACCCCAUCCUGGGGCCCAAGUCGCGCUCAUUUUGCCAGUGGACCUUUAUGUGCAAGCCGCAGCUGCCCGUCAUGAUGCGCCUGGUCGAGCAGAUCAUGAUGUGGCUGCACGACGUGGCCAAGGAGCAAAAGUGCGGCGUGUCCGACGUCAAGCUCGAUUUUGACCAGAUCAUCAGCGGCACCGGCCCGUCGGCCUUCACCAACGCCAUCAUCGCCGACAUGAACGAGCGUAAGACGGACAACCGCGCCCCCAUAAACUGGGACGUGUUCCACGACCUGACCGAGUCCAAGGUGGUCAGCCGCGUGCUUGUCCUCACCGUCGAGGCGCUGGCGGCCGGGCAGGGCCACUCGGACUCGGGCACGCACGACGCGCGCGCGGCGCUAGUACGCCACCACUACCACGCGUCCAACUGGCCCAGCCGCCACCCGCGCUACAGCCACCCGGCGUACGGCGAGGUGGAGAAGUGCAACUGGAACGACGAGUGCGUGCGCCGCUGGGACAAGGACGUGGCCGACUACGCCAAGAUGCCCGAGUCCGAGCAGAAGCGCAUCGUGGCCGAGAAGGAGCGCGAGAAGAAGGAGGCCGAGGAGAAGCGCAAGAAGGAGCGCGAGGACGCCGAGCGGAGGCGCCGCGAAGACGAGGAGCGCGAGCGCAAGAUAAAGGAGGACGAGCACGCCAAGGAGCGCGCCAGGGAGGAGGAGGCCAAGGUCAAGGAGAAUCAAAAGGCCGAGUCGGAAAAGGCAAAGGGGGGGAACAAGAAGGAAGAGUCCAAGCCAAAGAUAUGA
Lasiosphaeria miniovina is the source of this 1419-nucleotide messenger RNA. RefSeq names its product glycosyltransferase family 32 protein. Bases 1 to 1419 code for a protein of 472 amino acids. Lineage: Eukaryota; Fungi; Ascomycota; Sordariomycetes; Sordariales; Lasiosphaeriaceae. The transcript has a single exon. Gene Ontology annotation, cellular component: mannan polymerase complex. Gene Ontology annotation, molecular function: alpha-1,6-mannosyltransferase activity. The record is from RefSeq and is a predicted model, not a curated record. Gene Ontology annotation, biological process: protein N-linked glycosylation.